Molecule: messenger RNA, 1449 nt
Organism: Adineta ricciae
Lineage: Eukaryota; Metazoa; Rotifera; Eurotatoria; Adinetida; Adinetidae
Source: the annotation of a GenBank genome assembly
AUGAUUUGUUUAACGACAAUUUUCAUACAUUUUCUAGUUUUAAUUUGGUUUGGAGUUGAUGCGAAUGCUGAAGCAAAGCGAUUGUUACAUGAACUUAUGAAAGAUUAUAAUCGAUAUGUGUUACCUGUUCCAUCGAUUAAUCAAACGGUCAAUGUCAAACUAGGCUUGAAACUAUCUCAAUUGUCAGAUAUUGAUGAACGAAAUCAAAUCAUGACAACUAAUGUUUGGCUUGAACAUGAAUGGACGGAUUAUAAAUUAACAUGGAUACCGAGUCAAUAUGGUGACAUCGAUGUCGUAGAAAUUCCUUCAUCAGAUAUUUGGGUACCAGAUAUUGUCUUAUAUAAUAAUGCCGAUGGAACGUAUGAAGUCAACACGAUUACCAAAGCUCAUGUGUUCUGGAAUGGAACGAUUAAAUGGGAUCCGCCGGUUAUUUAUAAAUCCUAUUGUGCUAUUGAUAUUCAGUAUUAUCCAUUUGAUAUUCAAAACUGUUCGAUGAAAUUCGGUACAUGGUCACAUGAUGGAAAUUUGGUUGAUCUUUCGCAUAAAUCCGGACUAAUAUUCGUUGCUGUUGGCGUUGAUCUUACCGAUUAUUACCCGUCGAUUGAAUGGGACAUUCUCUCAGCAGAUGCUGUUCGUCAUGUUCUCAUUUAUGAUUGUUGUCAAGACGAUCCAUAUUUUGAUGUAACAUUCACAUUAAGAAUUCGACGUAAACCACUAUUUUACAUGGUGAAUCUUGUUGUACCUUGUGUUAAUAUUGCAUUUCUGACCAUUCUCGUCUUUUACUUACCUAGUGAUUCUGGUGAAAAAUUAACAUUAUCAAUCUCAAUUUUUGUCGCACUUCAAGUUUUCUAUCUUCUUCUAGUCGAUCUUAUUCCUCCGACAUCAUUCACCCUUUCUCUCCUCGGAACAUAUUUGCUAUUCACAUUAGUUCUCGUUAAUGCCUCUAUCUUUAUCACGAUUAUAACAUUAAAUAUUCAUUGGCGUCAUCCAAACACCCAUUACAUGCCUGAUUGGGUCAAACGAUGGUUUUUCGAGAUAAUUCCACCAUUUAUAUUAAUGUCAAAGCCACAUAUCGCCACCGCGAUGUCGCAAUUGAAAGAUGAUAAGACAGAUGAGGAGUUACCCUUAUCCAAUACGAACGAUAGUUUACAUCGUUUGAAUCGAUUUUUGAAAAAUAAAUCAAUUGAAAAAUAUCCACCGACCAUCCAACAAGCAAUUCGAGACAUUCGAUAUAUCAGUGAAACUCAACGUGAAGCUCAGCGAGAUGAUAUUGAAAGAGAAGGUUGGCGAUACAUCGCUCUGGUCAUCGAUCGAUGUUGUUUAAUAGUAUUUAUUUUUUUAACUACCAUUGGUUCGUAUGUGACUCUAUUCACAGCUCCACAUAUUUUUAGUAAAGAAAUUCCAAUCGAACGACUGUAUUCGCGUCAUUAUAACACACAUUCAAGUUGA